This is a messenger RNA of Lolium perenne, 924 nucleotides long. NCBI's taxonomy places the organism in Eukaryota, Viridiplantae, Streptophyta, Magnoliopsida, Poales, Poaceae. The record is from RefSeq and is a predicted model, not a curated record.
UACCCCACGAAAAUGCUGCUCCUCUCAACUCCAUGGCCGGCCAUGGCCAUGGAAAGCUCACCAAGAUGCAGCUCCUUCCUCCCUCAAGCUCAUCCUCACCAUGAGAGCCUCACCCUCCAUCUUCUCCCCAACCCUUGAUGGUUUAAUCUCCUCUUCUUCUUCCUCCAUUGCUAAGAUUGGAUCUUUAUGCAGGUGCAUGUUGGUCCAAGCAUGGAGAAGGUUGAGCAAUCCUCAGAUCUGAAGUUCUUGAGCAAAAUCCAAAUCGAGUGGUUCAAAGUUCUGCAGAUAGGUAUUGAAAAUAUCUACAACUUGGCAUUGGUCUCAUCCUCAAAUUCGUUACGGAUUUUGCAUGAUCAAGAUCUGGUCAGAUCUGACUUUGUCGAAUUAAACCAGGAGCUUGGAGACGAAUUUUUGAAUGAAACCAACUGGGGGAUAAUUGGUUUAUACCAUGGUGAUAACCGAGAGAGGCAAUUGCUAAGUUGUGAUGCACUCAUACCUCUACUAGAUGCGAACAAUUCCGGAGAAGAAGAAGAAGUGGAAUCGAACGAGGAUUUUAUUUAUAUAUGUUGUUGGAAUUCUUAUAUGGAUGGAGUUGAAGAAGUACAUGGACAAAUAAGCCAAGGCAAGCCAUCUUUUGAUCUCUGAUUCGGUGUCUAGUUGGAUGUCAUUUGUUGAUGUCCAAAGCACCUUAAUUCUAUGUGUGUUAUUCUCUCUAUUUAUGUCAUCUAUGUGUGAUUGCAAAUGGGGUACUCCCUAGUGGUGAUACUCCACUAUUGUCUUUGUGAUUAUGGGAUGCAUGGUAUCAUGGCCGUGCUAUUCCUCUUGAUUAUCUUGUAUGCUCAACUUGAGCAUGUUCCAUCUCAAGAUAGUAACUUACACCACAUCCACCCCCCCUUGUAGUAUAGAGGUAUCAAUGUCAUGAUC